Belonocnema kinseyi is the source of this 3945-nucleotide messenger RNA. RefSeq lists its product as uncharacterized. The transcript has 6 exons. Gene Ontology annotation, molecular function: sequence-specific DNA binding; DNA-binding transcription factor activity, RNA polymerase II-specific. The record is from RefSeq and is a predicted model, not a curated record. Gene Ontology annotation, biological process: regulation of transcription by RNA polymerase II. Gene Ontology annotation, cellular component: nucleus. NCBI's taxonomy places the organism in Eukaryota, Metazoa, Arthropoda, Insecta, Hymenoptera, Cynipidae. Bases 291 to 3593 code for a protein of 1100 amino acids.
AUUUGUGUUCUCUUCGCGGUAUGGUGUGAAUUGUGAUACGGCGAAUACAGUGAGUUUUCAAGUGCAAUUUCCAGUGCCCAUCGUCGAGAGUAAUCGUGAACCUAACCUAAAACAGCGACGAAUAUAAUUUUGAGCGUGUGACAAUUAGCCGAAAAUUAACGAGCCGUUAUUUCUGACGAUUUUUACCUGCAAGGUUUUCACUUCCCAGUGGCGUAGGCCAAGAGAAUGUGACAGAUGACAAGAUAAUCGAAGCAGUCAUCUGGAUCUUUCUGCGCAAUCAAACACACUGUAUGCAAUAUGGGGCAUGGAUAGAGAAAAAGACGGCAGAAACGACCGAGAUGGAAUCGCCUUUGGCCCAGGACAGUGUCAUCGUGGCCCAAGAGGAUUCCACCUCAGUGGAACCAGGAGCAAGAGAAGUCAUGUCAACGCCUCCAAGUGUCACCGAUGACGCCCCCUUACCUUCUGGAAACUCUCAGGAGUUAAACUGCCAUAACGAAACGUCCCAAAAUCCUUCGAGAAUGGGAUCAUCCGCGACGAAAACUCUUGGGAUUAGUCAAGAAGAAAAUUCCAAUGAAACUAAAGCGGACAAUGAUUUGAACAAUCCGAGACCUGUGUGCAAAGACUGCGAGGGAGAUGCUUCGAAAGAGAGCAACUCACUGCCAGUCUCCAGGAAGAGGCCAGCUACCGACUUCCUUCCGAUAAACGCCGAGAUUAAGAAGAUUGGUGUCGAGAUAUCAGAGGAGCAAGCUCAGCAACUGAAGAACGAGGUCAGGAGGCUCUCGCCUAUACACGUUAGUCUUCGAGAACGAACAUUGGGUGAGAUUUCUCUGAUUUCGGAACCGCGGAUCUUCGUAGAGCAGGAUAGGUUUCCGAAUAAAGAGGAUGGAGAGCUUUCGAAUUCGGCAAGCGAGGAUGAAACCCUUGAAACUGAUGGUACCAAGCAAGAGGACUGUAAAGGAAGUUCGGGGCAAUUGGGGGAUGAAUCGCGAGUGGGUUGUUGUGAUGCAGUGGAUGGAGCAAGUGUUGAUAAGCAAUCAGUUCCAACGGCAGAAAGUGGAGAAAAUGCUUCGGAACAUAAAGCAAUGGUUUUUGUCCUUUCGAGGGUGGACCGAUCCGAGAACUCAAAAGUGGGUGGUGCCAGUAAAGUUUGUGAUGAUUUAGAAGAGAGUGAUAUCUUAGAGAAAAAAGUGGAUAGUGAAGAAAGGGAACAGGAACUACAUGGAGAACCGAAGAAUUCUUCCAGGACAUUGACUCUCGGCAGUUGCUCUCAUCUUGAGAAUCGAGUCACGGCAAGGAGUGAUAUAUUUACAGUAGAGAAAAUGAAUAAGAAUGAGGAAUUGAGUGUAGGUUUCGCGUCGCCGAGGAAAUUGGUACAGAUUUUUGAGAAGAAUAAGGAGUUCCAGGGAGUGUCGAAAGCGGUGAUUCAGAAGAUUGAGGACCAUGAGGAACUUGUUUUUGCGAGUGCGACACUUGGGUUGGAUGAGAUCCAUCCUGAGGAAGUCGGUCAGAAUUCGUUGGGAUUGGAAAAUAUUGGGGCGUCCUUUCAAUCCCAGGAGUCGCAUGAUACUGAAGAAACGGAGACUGGGUCGGAUAGUUCGGAAGUUACAACGUCGAUGACGAAAGUUCGAUUUGAGGAUGGCGAUCAUGCUAUUGCUGAUCAGAUUCGUUGCUCGGAAAAUGAGCCGCUGAUUUGCGAUGACAUUCCGCCGGAGAUUAUGACAAGGCUGGAGCCGGAAAGGCCGGAAGCCUUCACUGAAGACUCGGCUGAGAGUCUUGCACUUGCAGCAGGUUCGAGGGACGAGGUCAGAUCGGAUGGCAGCGAUUCUGGACUUGGUAGCGAGAUUCCUGGAGAUCCUGGACCUGUUCCUGCUCCUGAAAGUGAUUCCGAAACUUCUUUCCUUGACAGGAUACCUGAUGAGAUACUCUCAGACAAGGAUAAAGCUGUAAAUCAACUGGAAACCUUCGCCCCAACCAUAAGCGGCCAGUGCACACCGCAAUCGUCUCUUCCAACUUUUCGAAGUCCUCCAAAGAGUAAUCUAAAACGUAGAUUAGUAGACUGUAUGGAGGGUGAACCAAACGUAAAAAGAAUAAACACUGAUGAACCAAUGAAAAAGAAACGCAACAUCCAAUUUGAUGCUGUUACUGUAUAUUACUUUCCCAGAGCACAAGGAUUCACCUGUGUACCUUCACAGGGUGGUAGCACUCUCGGAAUGAGCGCCACUCACACUCACGCCGAGAGAUUUUCGUUAACGGAACACGCGACUGAACAAAGGCGACUUCAUCGAGCAAGAUUGGCACAAUUGCGGACCGAGCGUGCCGCGAAUUGCGUGACGGAAGCUGCUUCGAGUUCGGAGGAUCCUAGUGACGAUACCGACGAGGAACCCAGUGAUCCCGAGGAACUUGAUAUCGACAGCUACUAUUUUUUGCAGCCAGUGCCGACCUGGCAGAGGAGGGCACUUCUCAGAUCAGCUGGCGUUCGACGAAUAGAGGCAGCGGAAAAGGACGAGUGUCGAGACAUUCGGGCGAGUCGGGAACAUUGUGGCUGUGGAUGCAAGGGCUACUGCGAUCCAGAAAGCUGUCCCUGUAGUAGAGCCAAUGUCAAGUGCCAGGUUGACCGAGCUGGAUUUCCUUGCGGAUGCUCCCGCGACGGCUGUGCAAACAGUUCCGGUAGGAUCGAGUUCAACCCAGUGCGUGUGAGGACGCACUUCAUCCACACCCUAAUGCGUCUCGAGCUCGAGAAGAAGCAGCGCGACGAGGAGCACACCGAGCAGGAUUUGGUGGACACUCAUCAUUCCGGGCGAGGGCCGCUUCGAGAGGUGAUCUCGAUGGGAUCAGUGAUCGAGAGUCCAGUCGAAGCGUGCAUUAAUGGAGGCGGAUUUACCACCCUGCACUACGAGAGCCACGAGACCGUUGGACCUUCAUGUCAGCAAGAUGUGGCCGUUGUGAGGGAGGAGAGUCUCGACUUGUACGCGAUUCGAGACGACUGUUACCCGAGCGAAGACACGGUCGACACUUCGCAGAAUGCUCAGCGGAAACUCCAUCCGGAAUUCCAUCAGACUUUCCAAACUUUCCAAGGUCAUCCAACUCCGCCCGUUGCCUUCCAGCAAAAUGCGUACACAGACUAUCAGAGUUAUCAGAAUAUUCCGUCAACGUCUCGAGCGCCUUUCCAGCCCCAGUUCCCAGUCGCGACCAAUUCGGGAUUUUCUCAUCAUUAUGGCGGCUAUCCCGCUGAUGGGUCCAUGCCACCGAAUUGCCAGACACAUCAAGGACAACAUGCGACCGGCUACGAGACGCCAUUCCCCCAGGAGGAAGCCGCAGCUUCACAGUACACGAACUUGAGUUCUGUGCCGUCUACAAAUGCAGUUGUUCAGCAGAUGGGUAAACUUGAGCCGUUCUCGGAGUUGUUGGCUGGCAGGUAUUCUUAUUAUGGUGAACUCGAUCCCCAGAAUCAUGGGAAUUAUCAUGCAAGUGGAGUUAAGAUUGAAACUGAGAAGGGAGAGAUAACUGGGCCGUCUGCCGAAAAUUCAGAAGAGUGUGACGAGAAUUUCGGGGAGAUUAUUAAGAAGUCGAUGGUUGAGACUGUCUCUGCUUAAAUUGUCAUACAGUUAAAUAGCUACAUGUUGAAAGAAACUAUCUCGGAUCACUGAUAUAUUUGUAAUACAGGGGAUACAGGAUUCAAGGGGAAACUCUUGUGUCUGCGUGAGAAAGAGAACUUGGAAAUAUUGAUUAAAGUCGUGUAAAAUUUAGUUUAUUGUUAAUGAGUGAACGGAUUAAAUCUGGAAACUCAAUGAAAUUUUAGAAAAAGUAAUUGCUAGAGAGCUAGACCAUCAUUUCCUUUUGAUAAUUUCGAAUUGAAAGUGUUUUAGAAUUUAAGAAAAAUGUAUUAAAUGAUUUUGAAUGGAAUACGUUCCAAUUCGAAAUAUUUGAGGGUAGGUGACAUUUUGA